GUGAUUAUAAUGUAUUACUUUGACAAAUAAAAUAUAAAGAAUUCUAAAAUAUUGUGAGCAGAAUUUUUAAUUUUUUGGCACAGAAUGCUCCCAGGAGUAGAACUUACAUUCAUGUAACAGGUGAUCAGCAGGCAAUGGUUUCUCCUGAGGGUGCAGCUUCCAUAGGUUUGGUGUGGAGGUCAGACAUUGCCUUCUCCUCCCCCUGUGUAUUUCCUAGGAAUCUAUCCCACUUCACUUUGUCUAGCCCAUUGUUUCAAAGAGUCCUUUGAAGCUCAUAACACAUUCUUGGACUUUUGUUAGCCAGGUCCCCUCCCCAGAGGUGUUACAGACCAUCCUACAGUAAUACAUACACACUCUUAUUUUUAAUACAAUAAACUCCUAGGAUACUGAAAACUUAAUUCAAUAAGGUUUGAGUUAAUUCAGUAAUGAUGGUCCAGGAUAUUGCAGAAAAUUGUCAUCUCUGUCAAACCCAUGUCUGUUUGUAUCCAUCCUUCUCUUGUCUUGUUCUUAGUUUCUCAUAUUUUGGGGCAAAGGGCUUUUUGUUCUGUGUUUGUAGAAUGUCCAGAAGAUCCUGGUCCAUGAUUUGCACUACUAGGGUUUCCAGUUUCCAAACCUGAUGUCGCCUCCCAGAAGGAACAAAGGGAAGAGCCGUUUUCCCCAGAUCUCAGAGGAAACUGAGAUUCUGAGAGGCUGCUUUACAGGUGAUGGGAUGGUGAAUGAGACCAUGGCGCAGAAUCCUCAGCAGGAAGAUGAUAAAGAAGUGGAACCACAUGGGGUGUUACUGCAAAGAUGCAAAGAGAGUGUGUCCAGGAGUAGUGAGCAGGAAAAAGCCUGUGAGAAUCAGUACAGGCCAGAGAAGCAGCAGGGAAACCAGCCAACACAGAAAGCUGAUCAAUCUGUUAAUUAUCAGGGAACUCAGAAACACAACAAGAAAACCAUGGCCCAGCAGAUUAUCCUCAUGGGAGAGAGAAAUAACACAUGCAUUGAGUGUGGGAAAAAGUUCAGUAAGCGAGCACACCUUAUUAUCCAUCAGAGAAGCCACACAGGGGAUAAACCCUAUGAAUGCUGUGAAUGUGGGAAAACCUUCGCUCAGAGCUCAAACCUUACUACACAUCAGAGAAUCCACACAGGAGAGAAACCCUAUGAAUGCUGUGAGUGUCGGAAAUCCUUCACUGAUCACUCAACCCUUAUUAGUCAUCAGAGAAUCCACACAGGGGAGAAACCCUAUGAAUGCUAUGAGUGUGGGAAAUCCUUCUCUCGGAGCUUACACCUUAUUCAGCAUCAGAGAAUCCACACAGGGGAGAAACCCUAUGAAUGCUGUGAAUGCGGGCAAGCCUUCACUCAGAGCUCACAGCUUAUUAGACAUCAGAGGAUUCACACAGGGGAGAAACCCUAUGAAUGCUGUGAAUGCGGGAAAACCUUCACUGGUAGUUCAAACCUUAUUAGCCAUCAGAGAAUCCACACAGGGGAAAAACCCUAUGAAUGCUGUGAGUGCGGGAAAACCUUCACUGAAAACUCAACCCUUAUUAGCCACCAGAGAAUCCAUACUGGGGAGAAACCCUAUCGAUGCUGUGAAUGUGGGAAAACUUUCUCUUGGAGCUCAGCUCUUAUUCAACAUAAGAGAAUCCACACAGGGGAGAAACCCUAUGAAUGCUGCGAGUGCAGGAAAACCUUUUCUCAGAGCUCAGCCCUUAUUCAGCAUCAACGAAUCCACACAGGGGAGAAACCCUAUGCAUGUUGUGAAUGCGGGAAAACCUUUGCUCAGAGCUCAAAACUUAUUAGACAUCAGAGGAUCCACACUAGAGAGUGACCCUGUGAAUUUUAUGAAUAUGGCAAGUUCUUACAUUUGAACUCAGCCUUUAUUUAUCAUUAUAGAUGCUGCAAGGGAGUUAGAAACCAUACAAACCCUCUCUAGAAAAGAUUGAGAAAAUAUUGUUUUCCUUUCGCUAAUUCCCACAUAGUAAAAUUUAAGGUGUCAUUUGUGUCCCUGUGAUAUUUCAGUUCCCCCAGAUGAGUUGUCUGCUUUUCAACUCCAGAGGUUUAAUGUAUUUGAGCCUUGAUUUCACUAGGAUUUACCUCGCUUCAAUUAGCGAUCGUGAUGAUUUUUUCAAUUAAAAAAAAUAGUUCAUUUAUAGUGGCCAUGGUAAUUUAUAAAAUUUUGUGAAGACCUGAGAUAACAUCCAUCAUUUUUCCUAGCGUAAACAAAUUUGGAGCAUCACAUUUAUACUUUUCCUUCCACUUCAAAGCAAUUGUUGCUUACCACAUUCCUUUACUAUGGACAGAUUGUCUCAUUCCCAGUUGUUUUCACAUUGCACUGGGUUCUGCUGAAUGGUUUUUAUACCAUUUUUCUCAUUUUAAAUAUAUAUAAAG
Messenger RNA from Dermochelys coriacea (leatherback sea turtle), 2370 nucleotides. RefSeq names its product zinc finger protein 501-like. The coding region runs from base 617 to 1810 and encodes 397 amino acids. The record is from RefSeq and is a predicted model, not a curated record. NCBI's taxonomy places the organism in Eukaryota, Metazoa, Chordata, Testudines, Dermochelyidae. The transcript is spliced from 3 exons. Gene Ontology annotation, biological process: regulation of transcription by RNA polymerase II. Gene Ontology annotation, molecular function: DNA-binding transcription factor activity, RNA polymerase II-specific; RNA polymerase II cis-regulatory region sequence-specific DNA binding. Gene Ontology annotation, cellular component: nucleus.